Cercocebus atys (sooty mangabey) is the source of this 2663-nucleotide messenger RNA. It is a transcript of the gene TESMIN, whose product is annotated as metallothionein-like 5, testis-specific (tesmin). Bases 14 to 1456 code for a protein of 480 amino acids. The transcript is spliced from 9 exons. Gene Ontology annotation, cellular component: nucleus. NCBI's taxonomy places the organism in Eukaryota, Metazoa, Chordata, Mammalia, Primates, Cercopithecidae. Gene Ontology annotation, biological process: regulation of DNA-templated transcription. The record is from RefSeq and is a predicted model, not a curated record.
GCCGCCCUGAGCCAUGGAGGAGGGCCCUCUGCCGGGUGGGCUGCCCAGCCCCGAGGAUGCGAUGGUGACGGAGCUCUUUAGCCCCGAGAGUCCGUUCGUUUCGGAGAACAUUGGCCUGAAGGCCCCCGUGAAGCACGAGGAGGACGAGUUCCACGUCUUCAAAGAUGCGUACCUGGGCCCGGCGGACCCUAAGGAGCCUCUCCUACACGCGUUCAACCCCCCGCUGGGCGCCGACUGCAAGGCCCAGGUCAAGGCGAAGCUCGCAGCGGGCGACAGCGACGGCGGGGACCUCCUCGGGGAGUACCCCGGGAUCCCUGAGCUCAGCGCGCUGGAGGACAUUGCGCUCCUGCCGACCCCGCAGCCGCCCGCCUGCAACGUGCACUUCCUGUCCUCGCUGCUGCCCCCGCACCGCAGCCCGGCGGUGCUGCCCCUGAGCGCCUGGGUCCGGGAAGGAGCCGCCCACUCGGGCGUCCGGGUGAUCCCAGUUGAAAUCAAGGAAGCAGGUGGUACUAUUACAAGUAACAAUCCAGAAGAAGCCACUUUCCAGAAUCUUCUUGCUCAGGAAUCCUGUUCCAAGUUCCCAUCAUCCCAGGAACUAGAGGACGCCUCCUGCUGUUCUCUUAAGAAAGAUUCCAACCCAAUGGUGAUAUGCCAAUUGAAAGGGGGCACACAAAUGCUGUGUAUAGACAAUUCUGGAACAAGAGAACUAAAAGCACUCCAUUUGGUUCCUCAGUAUCAAGAUCAAAACAAUUAUCUACAGUCAGAUGUCCCUAAACCAAUGACUGCUUUAGUAGGGAGAUUUUUGCCAGCAUCAACAAAAUUAAAUCUCAUUACACAACAACUUGAGGGAGCCUUACCAUCGGUAGUCAAUGGGUCUGCUUUCCCCUCGGGAUCAACUGUUCCAGGACCACCAAAAAUAACUUUGGCUGGGUACUGCGACUGCUUCGCCAGUGGAGACUUUUGCAACAACUGCAAUUGUAAUAAUUGUUGCAAUAACUUGCAUCAUGAAAUUGAACGGUUUAAAGCCAUUAAGGCAUGUCUUGGUAGAAAUCCAGAAGCUUUCCAGCCAAAAAUUGGGAAAGGCCAAUUGGGCGAUGUCAAGCCCCGGCACAACAAAGGGUGCAACUGCAGGAGGUCGGGCUGCCUGAAGAAUUACUGCGAGUGCUAUGAGGCGGCCUUCCUCAUGCAUCUCCUGGGAGGUGGUGGAGGCCACAUGCGCCUGCCUGCUGGCUCAGGGAGAAGAGGCCGAGAAGGAACACUGCUCCAAGUGCCUGGCAGAGCAGAUGAUCCUGGAGGAAUUUGGAAGUGUUGGCCACUUAGAGGGUGUUUAGGAAACUCAAGUGCAAAUGCAGUGGAGACAGAAGUGUGGCUGCCGGGCCCAGGCACUGGGCACAGAAGUGAGCAAGCAACCAGGGAGGAAGCGGUCUUUUGUGGAGCUGUGUCUGGAACAGUCUAGUUGCAAACGCAGCCACCGGAAGCCACAGAGGAGAAAAGGAAGACUGAAUUCUUCCCCUCUGCAAUUCCCUUUGGACCCUUGGGAUCCAGAGUCUGUGGCAGAAAACCAGAGGUAAAGACAUGCAUUGUGACACGGGGAACCCUCAGCCAGCCAUACUCCCCACUUGCUGUGUGUGCUUUCGGUCCCGUCAGCAUCGUGGCGAGCAGGGAGGCGCCCUGCUGGAGGAGCCACCUGGCCCCCUUCACCCCUGGGAGCUGGAAGGUGACCUGGAAAUGGGGACUUUGGGAGCUGCCUCUGUAGGGGCUGCCUCCAUCCUGCUGUCCCUCUCGGCAGCACAGCCAGCAGCAAGAUCUGCCAGCCACAUGAGUAAUGUUAAAGUUUCUAGUAGCUACAUGUUAAAAUUUGAAAAGGAACAGAUAAAAUUCGUUUUAAUAAUCUUUUAUUUAUCCCAUCGUUUCAAUGUGUAAUCAUAAUGAAAAUGAUUGAGAUUUCACAUUCCUUUGUGUGUACCCAAUAUUUGAAAUGCAGGGUGUCUUGUAUUCACAGCAGGUCUCAGUUGGCACCAGCCACACCUUAAGGGUUCAGGCACCUCAGCACAGCCCUGAGGCACCGAGUGGAGAGAGGAAAAGGGAACAGUGUCCUCCAGCAUUCUCCUGAGGCAAAGGGCUGCCUAGGGAGAUCCUGAACCAGGUGUGGCCCACCCGCAGAGCCUGGAGGAAGUGUGAGCAGGGAAUUCAGUGGGGGGCUGGGGAUACAGUCCCCCCACAUUACACGGGAGCUCACCCUGAAUCCCGGGCUCCUAUGGAGAAGGAGCCUGCGCUGGCCAAGGAUGCACUGACUGUGGCCAGGUGCACUUGAGCUAACGCCUGGAGGUGAGGGAAGAGCCAACCUGAGCAGGCAUGAGCCCUGCAGGAUCUUCCAGCAGAGAAGAACUUGCUGAGUAGGUGCCACUUGCAGGGGAUCCCAUCUGAGAAGUGAAAGCCAAGAUACAGACGUGAAUAAAGCCACUAUGCUGACCAGAGACUGUACAGAAAAUGACUAUAAAGCUGGAAAAUCACAUCUUUUAUGUGUCUGGCGGAGAGCCAGUGCUAUUUUAAAGCAAUAUACAAAUUAAUGUAUCAUGUUCUUAUUUGAGAGUGUAGCUGUGCAAAUUUAACCAUAUCUUUUUUUUUUUUUUAAGAUGGAGUCUCACUCUGUUGCCCAGGCU